AUAAUAAUUUAAAAAACCAUCAAAAUCAAUCCUCCCCUGUUUCCAAUUCUCCCAUCUUUCUGUUUUCUUGGCAGAGGAAACAAAAAUUAAAAGAAAACAUACAAAACAGAAACUCCCUCCCAUGCCUUCUUCUUCUUCCAUAGUCUUCCAAUGGCUCAGCCUCAUCGGAAUCAUAUGGCUUCAAUCCAUCAAUGGCACCAACUUCAACUUCCCCUCUUACUCUUCUCAACUCAAACAACAACUUUCCAUGUCACAAUUACAACUUAACAACCUUGCAUUCGCCUCCGAUGCCGGCAAGCUCUUUGCUUGCUUCUCCGGUCUUGCUGCUAACUAUUUACCUCUUUGGUUAGUCCUCUUCAUCGGCUCAUCUCUUGGCCUCAUUGGCUAUGGCGUUCAAUAUCUCUUCAUAACCAACCAAUUCCACUCUCCUUCUUAUUGGCUCAUCUUCUUCCUCACUGUCUUAGCCGGAAACAGCAUCUGUUGGAUCAACACUGUCUGUUAUAUGGUUGCCAUUACAAACUUUAAGUCGUCUAGUCGCCAAGUGGCUGUUGGUAUAUCGACUAGUUACCAAGGAUUAAGCGCCAAGGUGUAUACGGAUAUCGUGGGUUCAAUAUUCUCUAAUAAACACUCUUCGAAAACAGCUGAAACAUUUCUUCUACUGAACUCUGUUUUACCCUUGGGGGUUUGUGUAUUAGUGUCUCCAUUGGCUAGAUUUGUGAAAAUAGUGGAAGAACAAGGAAAAUUGGAAGUUGGGUUUUUUGUAAUCUUUGUGAUAACCAUAGCCACUGGGAUUUUUGCAACAAUGACAAGUGUGGGAUCGGUUUCCAGAAUGUUGUCGGCAUUGGGUGGUCUAGUUGGGAUUAUGGUGUUUUUGGUUCUUCCAUUAGUGGUUGUAGUUGUGGAGAAAGUGAAGGAGAGAGUAGAAGAAGGGAAAGAAGGAAAGGUUUAUCAUUUUACAGUGGAAGAGAAAAACGAUGAAGAGAGAAUGAGAGGGGAAAAUGAAAGGAAAGUGGAAAGAACAGAUGAUGGCGAAGCAAUGGAGGAGAUUGGAGCUAAAGAGAUGGUGAAAAGAAUAAACUUUUGGUUAUACGUUGGUGUUUAUUUAUUUGGUGCAACAUUGGGAUUGGCAUUCUUAAACAACUUGGGACAAAUAGCAGAGUCUCGUGGAAGUUCGAGUGUGUCAUCAUUGGUUUCUUUGUCGUCUUCCUUCGGCUUCUUUGGCCGCCUCUUGCCCUCAAUUCUCGACUAUUUUCUGUCAAGGAGGAAUAAGUUUAUGAAAUCAAAGCCAGGAUGGAUGGUGGGACUCAUGGGAACAUUAUGUGGAGGUUUCUUCCUUCUAUUAAGUCCAAGUGAUACGAGCCUUUGUAUGAGCACUGCCAUAAUUGCAAUAUGCACAGGUGCAAUUACUUCAAUUUCUGUGUCCACAACCACUGACUUAUUUGGAGCAACUAAUUUCUCAAUAAACCACAACAUUGUUGUAGCCAAUAUACCUUUUGGAUCAUUUAUAUUUGGUUAUAUGGCUGCUUUUCUUUACCGCAAACAAGCUGGCCAUGGCGUUGAUCCUGGGAAAUGCAUUGGAGUUGAGUGCUAUAGAACUACUUUUUUGAUAUGGGGUUCCUUCUCUUCUUUCGGAACUUUCUUGGCUUUGCUUUUGUUUGCUCGAACUAAAAGCUUCUACUCUACAACAAAAAAAUCCUCGUAUAUCCCAUCAAAUUAAUUGUUCGUGUUUUGUUAGGUUAGUUUAGAAGCAACUCUAACAUAUUUCAAUAUAUAAUACCAACUUUACGUUUAAAA
This is a messenger RNA of Cucumis sativus (cucumber), 1794 nucleotides long. Its product is annotated as protein NUCLEAR FUSION DEFECTIVE 4. The record is from RefSeq and is a predicted model, not a curated record. Gene Ontology annotation, cellular component: membrane. NCBI's taxonomy places the organism in Eukaryota, Viridiplantae, Streptophyta, Magnoliopsida, Cucurbitales, Cucurbitaceae. The coding region runs from base 122 to 1717 and encodes 531 amino acids. The transcript is spliced from 2 exons.